Colletotrichum scovillei is the source of this 1832-nucleotide messenger RNA. RefSeq lists its product as uncharacterized. The coding region runs from base 639 to 1832 and encodes 397 amino acids. The record is from RefSeq and is a predicted model, not a curated record. The transcript is spliced from 3 exons. NCBI's taxonomy places the organism in Eukaryota, Fungi, Ascomycota, Sordariomycetes, Glomerellales, Glomerellaceae.
GAUAUGAUGGUGUAUAUUAAGGUAGCUUGAAACCACUCCCUCGGGAUCGUAAUUGAGUCCCCUACCCCCAGGUCUCUGUUGAGCUUCCAACUCCUCUGUCAUUCGUCAAUUGGUCCCUCUCGUCCUCUCCUCUCUUCGCAAUGGCAGCCACCUUCAAGGCGAUGGGCAUCCUGGCCCUCGCCAGCUCGACAAUGGCGGUGUCGCCGUACGUCGCCAAUCUCUCCACCAACGCCCAGGGCCUCUUGACUGAGUCCAUGACGUGGAUGGACCAGUACUACGACCGUUCCGCAGGGUACCUCUACGACAUUGGUUCCGCGUCUGCUCUUCGGCACGAGACGCGCAGCUCCGUCUGGUACGCCCUGGGUCUGCUUGCGCGCAACGACGGCGACGACGCCGCUGAGGCCGAGAAGAUUAUCAAGAACACCAUUGGCGCGCAAUUCAAGAAUGUCUCGGAGCAAUGGUGAGAGCUUCUUCAAACCUGUGUAGACGUGGACGCACGAGACUAACUUUCGACACAAAGGUACGGAGACUACCAAAAGUACGACGGCGAACCGUACGUGGGAUCGCCUUACUACGAGGAUAGCAUCUACAACUCGUGGGACCCCAACUGGAGAGGUUUCGUCGGCACGACGCUCGUCAUGGCCUUGGAGGAGUUCCCUCACCUGCUGAGCAACGACACCCAGGAUCUCAUCCUCGAGUCGCUGCACAACACCACAAAGGGAGACGAGUACCGCGUCGGCGGCGUCGACGACGACAACCUCUACCCAGCCUACAGCAACCCUGCCAUCAUGCGCGCCCUCGUCUCGGGCUACACCGGCCGCCGCCUCAACGACCCCAACAUGACGGCCUCGGGCGAGUCCUACGCCCAGGAGAUCAUCGACCUCUUCGACCGCGCCAACACGCUAUCCGAGUUCAACUCAGGCACCUACACGGGCGUCUCCCUCUUCGGGCUGAUCCUCUGGUCCAAAUACCUCCCCGAGGACUCGGUCAUGACGCAAAAGGGCCCGCAGAUGCUCGCCGACACGUGGAAGGCCGUCGCGCAGCUGUGGCACCCGGGCAUGAAGAACAUGGCCGGCCCCUGGGACCGCGCCUACGGCUACGACAUGAACCGCUACGUCAGCUUGAUGGCGCUGUGGUUCUGGACCCUGGUUGGAAAGGAGAACUCUUCCCUCAUCUCUGCUCCUCAAGUCAUGUCCCACGCCGCCGACUACGCCUGGGCCCCCCUCUUCGCCGUCCUCGCCGACUUCCACGCAAGCCUCCUCCCCGAAGGCCUCGUCGCGAACCUCACCACCUUUGGCAGCGAAGACCGCACCUUCUCCGCCUCGACUUUCUACCCGCCCUACGACCUCGUGCCCCGCAACAUCAGCACCUGGCUCUCGGAAAACCUCACCAUCGGCGCCGAAUCCUUCAAGGAGAACGUCGUCGGCGGUCCCUCCAUCAACCAGGCGUCCUUCAACCCGGCCGUCGUGCAGUGGGACACGGGCGCCGAGAUCGCCUUCAUCUCGCUGUACCCCACCGAGAUGUCGCUCGACGUCGAGGUCGCGCCGAAUAAGCUGAGCCUGAGCUACCCCAACGGCACCGCCGACUCCAUCUUUACGUUUGUCGUCGGUACCUUUAUCAAGAAGCCCACCAUCACCGGCUGGGCUGAUGUUCAGGGCCUGUCUGUGAAUGUCUCGGGUAACGUCAACGAGACGUACGCGCUGUCGUUUGCUGGGUCCAUGGGAGGCACCAGCUCGCCCAUCCGCGACUUCGAGUUCUGGAACUUUACGUACACGCUUCCCCAGGGCUUCGAGGGCACGCCGAGCAUUGUUCUCGACUUGAACUUGUUGUAA